AGAGGACACCUUUCUUAAAUAAUAUCUUAAACCUGCUUAACUUCUAUGCAAACAUUAAACAACUAAGAAUGCAUAUUUCAUCCUACAUAUUAAUACUAAUUUUCUCUCUCUUUUCUCAAGGUUUUUUACUUUCAGUUUCGAAGUCUAUUAGAAAGGUAGAAGAUGAUGAUAUGAUACUAAAUGCAUUCAAUAUAGGAAAAGCUCUUUGGAAUGACGGUAAAACAGAGAAGACAGAGACUAUACCUACUCUUGAGCACUACAGGAUGGAGGACAGCAGCUUUCUGGAUGAAGAGGAAGACAGAAACCCAAAAUUCUUAAAUAUAGGUUCCAAACACAAUUUCAUAAGCCAUGGUUUGCCACUGAACCUAGGUAUAAAACAGCUACCUUAUCUUGCAUUGAAAGGAUCUAUGGCUUUUCCAGCUGACACUGAAAUUCAGAAUAUUGAAUCAAUACAGAAAAGGAGAGAGAUCGGGGAUGAAGAAAACUCAGCUAAAUUUCCUAUAGGAAGGAGAGAUUUUGACAUGCUCAGGUGUAUGUUGGGAAGAGUCUAUCGACCUUGUUGGCAAGUUUGAAAACUGUUGGCCUCUUCUCUGAAGAAGUAUUGGUUGCCAAUUUAAUGAAACUUGAAGUUACAGUGCUUUUGGUAUUGCUAUUUAUUUACA
Chelonia mydas (Green sea turtle) is the source of this 662-nucleotide messenger RNA. RefSeq names its product pro-melanin concentrating hormone (gene PMCH). NCBI's taxonomy places the organism in Eukaryota, Metazoa, Chordata, Testudines, Cheloniidae. The record is from RefSeq and is a predicted model, not a curated record. Bases 69 to 572 code for a protein of 167 amino acids. Gene Ontology annotation, biological process: behavior; chemical synaptic transmission. The transcript is spliced from 3 exons. Gene Ontology annotation, molecular function: type 1 melanin-concentrating hormone receptor binding; melanin-concentrating hormone activity.